Messenger RNA from Nymphalis io (European peacock), 1999 nucleotides. RefSeq names its product gastrula zinc finger protein XlCGF57.1-like. NCBI's taxonomy places the organism in Eukaryota, Metazoa, Arthropoda, Insecta, Lepidoptera, Nymphalidae. Gene Ontology annotation, biological process: regulation of transcription by RNA polymerase II. Gene Ontology annotation, molecular function: DNA-binding transcription factor activity; RNA polymerase II cis-regulatory region sequence-specific DNA binding; zinc ion binding. The record is from RefSeq and is a predicted model, not a curated record. Bases 122 to 1693 code for a protein of 523 amino acids. The transcript has a single exon. Gene Ontology annotation, cellular component: nucleus.
CAUAUGUCAAAUAACCUAUGAUGUUUGUUUAUUUUCAAAAAUUUUGUUUGUUGUUACUUUUAAAUCAUAAUCACAACAAUUAUAUAGAUAAGAUUCAUAAUAACUAAGAGUUCCAUAUUCAAUGGACUCCUUAAUUUGUAGGAUUUGCCUCGACAAAACCGGUACUGUAUCUGUCUUCGACAAAGAAAGUGACAAUAUCCAAUACAGCGCCAAAUUAAUGCGUUUAGUGAACAAUAUCGUCUCCGAAGAAGAUGGUUUACCGAGUAUGAUGUGCUAUACUUGUGCCAACGAUCUUUCGUUGGCGUAUCAAUUUGUACAGAAAUGUGAAGCUUCAGAUAAGGCAUUGCGAUGUUUGAGCGCGCCGAUCGAACUAUAUUCAGAUUUACAAACAAAUAUUGAACUAAAUAUAAAGGAAGAAGAUGUAAAGCAUGAAAUUGACGAUUGUGACGACCAAGAUGGUAGUUUCUCUAAUAGUUUCUUAUUGGAAAAUUGUUCAAAAGAGUAUUUUCAGCAACAAAAAGAGUCGAGUACCACAGUAGAAAUUAUCGACGAAAGAAAUAUUGCAAUUGAAAUUGAAAAAGAAAGUGACAGACAAGACAGUAAGUCGGAAAACUCAUUAAAUGAACAAAAUGAUAGUAAUGAUACAAAUUCUAAGAUUAUUAAAGGUAAAUUUCGUCGAAACAAAGUGAGACGUGGAAGAUUAGGCCCGAUACAGUGUGUUAUCUGUGGUCUCAUGACAUCUAGCCCUUCUGCAAUGGAGAUCCAUAUGCGUACUCAUACUGGAGAAAAACCAUUCAUAUGCACAUCGUGUGGGGCAAAAUUUAGUUCUAAAGGCUUAUUGAAAAGACACAAUGAAACAUUUCAUUCAACAAGAGAACGUAAAUUCACUUGUGAAACAUGUGGAAGUAGCUUUUUUAGAAAAAAUGACAUCAUUUCACAUUUAAGAGUCCAUACUGAUGAAAGGCCUUAUGUUUGUCCUUACUGCUCGAAAAGAUUUCGACAAGUAGCCUCCAGAAACCGUCACCAAAUAGUUCACACUGGAGAAAAGCCAUUCUCAUGUCCUAUUUGUAAUAAAAAAUUUGCCCAUAAAAGUCUAGUUAAGAAGCACCAGAGUGUGCAUAGUGAUGAAAGAAAAUAUGCUUGCCAUUUAUGCAACAAAAGUUUUAAAUCACGACCAGCAUUAAAUGUACAUAUUGGCUUACACACCAAUGAAAAACAAAAUGUCUGUAGUUUCUGUGGCAUGGCAUUUGCUAUGAAAGGUAAUUUACAAACUCACAUCCGCCGAAUUCAUUCAGAGAAAUCUGGACAAUGUUCAGUUUGUCUCAAGACAUUUUCUGAUUUAGAGGUACACAUGCGUAAACAUACAGGUGAAAAACCAUACAUUUGCGGAACAUGUAAUGCAGCAUUUGCAGUCAAACGGAGUCUGGCACACCAUAUGAUAUUUAAACACGAAAAUGCAGGCAAAUUCAAAUGUUCCAUAGGAGAUUGUACUAAGACAUUCCCAACGGCAACUAUGCUAGAGUUUCAUCUUUUAAAACAGCAUACAAACCACACACCUUACACCUGCCAGCACUGCCCCAGACGAUUUUUCCGCACCAGUGAUUUGUCGCGACACUUGCGAGCUAGCCAUAUGGACAUAAAUUUCAAACCAUCUUUGAAACCCCUUGUUGCUAAACCUGUAAUGUACAGCUAAGAGCUUAUAAGACUGAGUGCUACGUACUAGUCAGAUAUAUAAGUACCUAAAAAAUAAAUAAGAGCAUUGAAGAUGUGUUUAAAAACUAUUUAUUAAUGAAAAACUCAUCAUCAGCUCCUACAAGGACAAUUUUAAAAUAUAUGUUAAGAUUUUCUUGUCAUUUUUUAUAUUUGAUAUUUUAUAUUAUUCUUAUUUUUUGUAUAUAUAGCACAAAUAUUUUCUUAAGCUUAGAUUUGAGUCAUAAAUAAAUAUUUUGUUUGUAUAUCGAUCAUUAGAUAGUAUAAACUUAAAAAUAAAACCUCAUAA